CUCGAACUUCCCAAAAACGAAAAUGCAUCAUGAACAUAUUUGUCUCGAUGUUGCGCGAGGAAUCGACAUCAAAUUAGCUAGUUCCCCGCAAUCUUACAGCUUUGGACAAGUGUCCGGUGAGAGCCAGAUAUCCUGUAAUAAAAUAAUGGGUCUACUUAAUUAGACAGGUGAUAAAUACGCAUUCUGAAGUGAUUAAUUUUAAAAAAGGAACGACCAGUCCACUUUCGAGAACCAUCAAAUGAGGUUAUCUAGCCUUUAUACGAAAGUGUGGUAUCACAAUUCUAAUCCCGCCCAAGCCACAAUUUCAUUUGCAUCAGAAAGGACACACAUAACUGCGGGUCCUGAGUAUCUUUCUCUUCCGUGAUCUGACCUAGUUCAAACUUGGCAUUUACCCAUAUUGGCGGGCAUUCUGCAAAAACAAAAAAAAUCGCAGGCCAAGGUGCACCGUCGCUAGCCUGUCCGUCAACACGUCUUUGUUCCCGGGAGGAUGUUAUCUGCCAGGCUGACUCUGGGGUCUGUGACAACCACUCGAAUGAAAUAACCAGGCGAUGAGCGCACAUUUCGGUUCCACCAUCGGUUAAAGCACUAGAAUGCAUGCAAGGCUUCGACACAAUGCUUCCACAUGAACAAGAACUAGAAUAUGGAUGUUUUACCUGUGUUGUCGUCAUAGGUCCGAGAUCGGCGCUGUUCGAGGAACGCCUAAGAUGAUGCAAUCAAUUUUGCAACACGUUGACAAGACCUGCGCAUUCCUACUAUGUCCCGGUUUAUGCGACUCGGGUACGCAAGCUUGGACAAGAGUUGUGUUCUUUGAACGGAGGGCAGAGAGAUGUCAUAUCCCGUCGUAGGCGGUGCAGACUGCAAGUACUGACCAGUCAGUGCGUGCACUCCUCUAUGUGCCCUGUACCCAUUCCAGUCCUUGCUGGUCCAGAACUGUUGGAGGAAGAUACUGCCCGCGCAUGCGUGAAAUAAUUUACAGUGAUCGCUCUCUUUUGAGGGCCGCAUGCCGCUUCAAAGCGAAAGGAGCAAACUCGAUUUGUUUUUUCAGGCUAUUAAUAUCCUCUCAGUCGAUCACACAGGGAAGUCAGCGGUCGUUAUUCUAUCAGGAGCGCUUGGUGCAGAAGUUGAAGGAGUUUAUUGUGAUUCGAAGAUAAAGAGAAAAGGCGGGCGGGAAUUAAAAAAAAAUGCUCUGUGGAGAUAUAGCGGCUACAGCGUGAGUGCAGUAUCCUUCGGCGGCCGCCCGGUUUUCGAUUAAAAAUAUCACAGGUAUUCAUUAUUCAAGCGCCUUGGGAUUGCCCGAGCUGCGGUAAUCCAGCUGAGUGAGGUGGAUACGCUCUGGCAAGUAGGGGGCUAUCGGCGUGUGAAGGAAGCCAUGGCCCUGCCAGCUACCGAUCAUUUAGACUACUGCAUGUGGCAGAGUCAUCAGUGUCGUCACCACCAUCUCGGUGGAUUUAGCGGAUCGAGACGGACUAAGUCUGUGAGGGGCAGUCGUCGUGCGCCGCUCCGCGACGUCAGCAGUGGCACCGUGCUCAGAGACCAACGCCCGGGCGAUGCUAGAACUCCGUCUGGGCUCGGCGGACAAUCAGACAUGACUGGACCGCGGUCCUCGGAUUGGCAGAGGACGGGUCUGCUGGCCGUCUGGAUUCUUGUCCUCGUCGGUAGCGUCGGGGCCGCCUCGGCCACCGUCCGAACCCGUAAGGUCGCCCGCAUGGACGGCGACGUGAUUUUGGGCGCGCUCUUCUCCGUCCACUCGCCGCCGUCGGAGGGCAAGGCCACCCAGCGGACCUGCGGUGAGAUCCGGGAGGAGUACGGCGUCCAGAGGGUGGAGGUGAUGAUUAAGACCCUGGCGGAGAUCAAUCAGAACCCGACCAUCCUCCCCAACAUCACAAUCGGCUACGAGAUUCGGGACUCCUGCUGGUACUCCUCGGUGGCCCUGGAGCAGAGUCUGGAGUUCGUCAGCGACAACAUCGGCGCGACCGGCGGGAGCGGUGCCGCUACCGGCCAGCACCCGGCGUCUUCCCGGCCGGCACAGGACCAGUGCCUCCCCGCUGACGGUGAUGCCGGGACCAAAGUCCCCCCUCGGAAACCCAUCGUCGGCGUCAUCGGACCGGGUUCGAGCGAAGUGGCCAUCCAUGUGCAGAACCUGCUGCAGCUGUUCAACAUUCCACAGGUUGCCUACUCGGCGACGAGCAAGGAUCUUAGCGAUAAAACCCUAUAUGAAUACUUCAUUAGAGUGUGCCCAUCUGAUACACUGCAAGCCCAGGCGAUGGUGGACAUCGUGCUGCGGUAUAAUUGGAGUUAUGUCUCUGUCGUCCACACUCUUGGGAACUACGGGGCCAGCGGCAUGGAGGUGUUCAGAGACCUGGCCACUAAGGCCGGUAUCUGCAUCGCCACCUACGGCAGCAUCAACAGCAACUCCUCGCCGGACAAGUUCGACAAGGUGAUCCAGAACCUCCUCAGCACUCCCACCGCACAAGUGGUGGUCUGCUUCUGCGAGGGCAAGACCAUCCACAAUUUGAUGAGCGCCACACGGCGACUUGGCUUGUCUGGGAGGUUUCUCUUCAUCGGCAGUGAUGGUUGGGCCGACCGCACCGAGAUCGUGAACGGCGUGGAGCCGGAAGCAGUCGGCGGCAUAUCCAUCAAGCCCCAGACCUCCUACAUCCACGACUUCGAUCCGUACUACUUCGCCCUGCGACCAGGUGAUCACUCGUCUAACCCCUGGUUCCGGGAGUUUUGGCAGGUGCGGUUCAAAUGUCAGCUGCCCCCGGAGAACAACGGCAGCGAGCCGGCCGAAACCGGGGGCGAACGGUACUCGAAGAACUGUACAGGCAACGAGUCCCUUGCCGAGCAUUACAGCCAGGACACCAAGAUGGGCUUUAUCAUCAACGCCAUCUACACCAUGGCCCACGGCCUGCAUGAUAUGCACCGGGCCCUCUGCCCGGAGAACACGGUCGGCCUGUGUCCCGAGAUGAAGCCCGUGGACGGCACGGUCCUUCUCCGGUACCUCUUCAACGUCUCCUUCCGCGGGUCGUCGGGGGACACCAUCGAGUUUGACAAGAACGGCGAUCCUUCUGGCAGAUACGAUAUCUUCAACUUCCAACGCCUACCGAGUGGCAAGUACAGAUAUGUGCCCAUCGGCGUCUGGUCGGCCAACGUGUUGGACAUGAAUGACUCAGCCAUAAUGUGGAACAACGGUUCGGCUAAUCCGGUGACGUCGUUCUGCACCGAGCCUUGCGAGAAAGGACACAUCAAGGAUAUCCGAAAUAACGUCCAGUGCUGUUGGGCCUGUCUCCCUUGCAAAGCUAACGAGAUAAUGGUUGACGAGUUCACCUGCUUGGAGUGCGAGAAAGGAUGGUGGCCCAAUGAAGACUUGAGUAAUUGUACGGAGAUCGAGGCGGAAGUUAUGCGUUGGGGUGAUAUCGAAGCCAUCAUGGCUGUCACCUUCUCCUGCCUCGGCAUUUGCUGCACUCUCUUCGUCCUCGUCACGUUCAUCCGCUACAACGAUACGCCCGUCGUCAAAUCCUCCAGCCGGGAGAAUAGCUACAUCCUCCUGGUCGGCAUCCUGAUGUGUUUCCUCAUGACGUUCAUCUUCAUUGCUGUCCCGACGACGAUCGUGUGCUACAUCCGCCGGAUCGGCCUGGGCCUGAGUUUCUGCAUCUGUUACGCGGCCUUGGUGGUCCGGACCAACCGGAUGGCGCGGAUCCUGGCCGGCUCCAAGAAGAAGAUCAUCACCCGGAAGCCCCGGUUCCUAGGCAGCACGGCGCAGGUGGUCAUGACCUUCCUGGUCAUCGGCGUCCAGGUUGUCAUCAUCACCGUGCUGGUCGUGGUGGAGCCGCCCGACGCCGUCCUCGACUACCCGGACCCGCGGCGGGUCCGACUGAUCUGCAACACCACCACGCUGGGCAUCCUGGGCCCACUGGGCUUCGACACCGUCCUGGUCGUCAUGUGCACGCUGUAUGCCUUCAAGACGCGCAACCUGCCAGAGAACUUCAACGAGGCCAAGUACAUUGCCUUCACCAUGUACACAACCUGCGUGGUCUGGCUAGCCUUCAUCUCGCUGUAUUUCGGCGGCAGCGAGAUGCGGAACAUCGUCGUCUGCUUCGCCGUCAGCCUCAGCGCCACGGUGGCCCUGGCGUGCCUGUUCUUCCCCAAGACCUACAUCGUGCUGUUCAAGCCGGAGCGGAACAGGCGGAGCUCCAUGAAGACCUCAAGUUUGGUCCGCAUGCACGUGGGCAGUUUCAGCGAGUUGGCCCCGCUGUCCUCUCAGAAAACCAGCAGCGUCAAUGGUUCCCUGGAGAUGGGGAUGGGACGGGAUCGCGUGGCCCGCAACUCAGGAUUCAACCGUAAGGGACCCACGAAGGAGUCUCAGAAGGGUUUCUUCAGCGGCAUCCGCCGUCGCAAACGGGGUUAUAAUCAGGUGAACAUGAUGAAAGCGGUGGAGAGGGACCGCAUGCAGAGGCGCCGGCAACCAGUGUACCGCUACUCCGCUUCCGCAGAGACCCGGCCCCGGAGGAUCAGCGGCACGAUCGAGGACUGCGCGCCCUUAGACCCGGCAGGCCGAGGUCGGGCCGACGCUCCGGAGGGGAGCGAGUCAGGUCCAAAGAUCGCGGUGGUGCGGCCUCGCACGGACCAGUCAGCCACCAACUUACAGGAGGUCUACAUAGAAAGUGCACUUAAGGACGGUCCUCCUGGAAACAUUCCGUCUCUGCUGCCGGGCAAGGAGGAGGCGCUACGGAGGAACUCAAGCAGCUGUGCGAGCGGCAAGGCCGCGGACAGUGUGUUCAUCGAGAUGGCCGAUGAACCCGAGCAUGGUGCUGGGGACAUGCAAAGUGACGCGCGGCCACUUCUAACUGAGCCUGGUGAUGAGGCCCCACCCAGGCGAGACUCUGGCCUGGGACUCCGCCCAGACAUUCCCCAAAUAGUCACUUCAUUCCACGGCAGCAGCCAGGACCUGGGGGAGCCCCAGGUCGGCCAGAUGAGGAACUCGCUGGGCACACCGCCGGUCAACAAACGGCGCGUGUCCGAGAGCCAUGGCUUGCCUCGCCCGGGCGCUAACCCCUUCCAGUUUCUGCCCCGUAGGCGCUCGCACGGCUCUGUUGAAGGUAAACCCAACGUGGCUUUAUGCAGCGCACCACCCUGUAAGCACUCACUAAAACACCGCAAGCAGCUAGCAAAGUCGGCCGAGGUGCUGUGCCGCCAGGGAGAGUCCAACCCACUGCCGACCUCCUCCACCGUUUCAUCGUUCUCUUUCACGCCCACACCGCAUGCCUCGUACCCAGGUCCAACCAGACCUUCCUCCGCAUUGGACCUGGUCCCUUCCAGCCUACAUCUUCAAGACGCAGAGAUCGCUUCCCCGCCGGCCAAGUUAAAUGUAACUCUGGAAAAUAACAAUUUCGAGCUUUCCGGACCAAGCAUGAGGACACAUUUUGAUAGCCCGCCGUUGACGGUAGAUUGUGCCAUGCGGUCAAGCACCCCAUCAGAAAUAAAUGCAAACGAAAAUGGUCUUGUCUCGGCCAACGGCGUUGAUGACGUAUUCGAUCAGUCAGGUAGUGUUUGGAACGAGGCCAAACUGGAAGAAUUAGCCACUGGACAAAACACGCCGUUGAGGACGCUUCCCGAAAUCAGAUCGUCAAAUGUAUGACUUGAACUCAUAAAUUCCAUUUCAACGUGACAGCUCUGUACGUUUUUAAAGACACCGCAUUGUCAACCUGGAGUUUUCAAAUGAAGAUUUUUGCACUGCUUUUAAAAUCAUCAGCAGAUCUAUAGAGAUACCUGUAUCUUGGGGCUUAAACUCCAUGAAUUCCUCGCACGUGCCUUUGCCAUAGGUAGACCUGCCCGCAUAAUUUUUAUUCAUGUUGCUGUACAUUUCUUGCGCCAUUACAUUGGUAUUUACGCUAUACACCUGACUCGGCUUGUAGCAAAUACAUUACUUUCCUUUCUUCCCAGACAGUUAUUGGUUAUUUCUUUUCAGUCUCGUGCAGUGCCCGAUAUACCACAGCCAACUAUCUAUUGCUCCGAAAGAAAUUGGAAGUUUUUUUCCCGCCGAUUUUCUUGAAUUUGCACAAACCAUUCGCAUUGACGGUACGCCGGGAAAAAUACACCCCAAAGGCAGUGGAAACUCCUGACGACCACAAUAAGUUUUUGUAUAACGCCAUUUUUCAAUUGGAGUGAAAACUUUAUCUGAACAUAGAACACGCAUUUGUCUGAACGCAUACCAGGUUUUACUAAUGUCCGUCACUGCAGGGUGAAUAAUUAUGUGAAGGAGUGAUAUCUGUGCCGGCCAGGAAUUUGCAGGAGAAAAACGACUCUUCCAGGCUAAAUUUGCGUAAAUUAAAAUGAAAACUUGCUUGUGAAAACAAAAUGUACACCGCAUCAUUCUAAAGGGCCUGUUCGAAUGCUAUUUGGCGCAGUGCUGUGAGUUCGCCUAAAGCCCUCCAUGAGUCAAGUCGCACACCGGCAUUCACGCUGCGUCUGCUUGGUGCAAAAUGCCUAAAAUGACGUGACCGUAGAUUAUUGGAUUCCACCAACAAUUAUUUUAUCGUUUAGGUAGCAUUGAAUAUCAGUGAGUAAGCCAUAGAGUACCGAAGUGAAUACGUCACGCGCACAAUUAGUGUGUAAAAGGCAUUAGCGUGAGAACCAGCGCGUGAA
Molecule: messenger RNA, 6645 nt
Organism: Acanthaster planci (crown-of-thorns starfish)
Lineage: Eukaryota; Metazoa; Echinodermata; Asteroidea; Valvatida; Acanthasteridae
Product: metabotropic glutamate receptor 1-like
Biological process (GO): G protein-coupled receptor signaling pathway
Cellular component (GO): membrane
Molecular function (GO): G protein-coupled receptor activity
Source: RefSeq, a predicted model, not a curated record